This is a messenger RNA of Peronospora matthiolae, 585 nucleotides long. The record is from the annotation of a GenBank genome assembly. NCBI's taxonomy places the organism in Eukaryota, Oomycota, Peronosporomycetes, Peronosporales, Peronosporaceae.
AUGGCUCUCACACCCCACUUAGAAAGGAAGAAAGCAUUUCGAGUAAUAGGCGACCACGAAGCACCAAAGAAACACCGCAGCGCCAAUGAGAGUCAUUUCGGGUUCGCCUCCCGUCUAUUCACGAUCUUCUUUAAACGGGAGCCUUUUGCUGAUAUCCCGCAAUCUAAGUCGUGGUCCGGCCAGCCAAAUACUGCACCCGUGGAGAAUUUUACCCGUCACUCAAGUGUUCAGACCAUUGCUGUUACCGGAUCCAAUUCAACAGUCAUUGAAAUGAUAGCUCGUUACACUGCUGAUGACGACAAGAGCGACUCCGGUUGGCGAAAACGUCAGGCACAUUGCGUAAACUGCGGACGCCUGUUCUUCGUAUCUUUGUCGACGCUUAAUUGUGACACUGGACCGUUUUGCUCAUUGGACUGCAGGAGUACAUUUGAAUACGUGGAUCAUCUUGAGAAAUUGCUCGCAGGGCACAUGUUGGGAGGUAGCAUCGGGAGCAGCUCAAGCUCAAAUGAAGACGAUUGUGCUGUCGAAGAGCUCAAUGUUGAUAAUCUUCUGAAGGACUUGCAGGCCGAGCGUACGAGCAACUGA